AUGUCUACGUUUACGUCCAACGGAUCGGAUCUACACGAAACACUCAUCGAACUAUACGCGGAAGACCGACGCGUCAACGACACGCCGCUGCAAGGCUAUUCCAAAGAGAAACGAGAGGCCCUGUUUCAGCCAUCGGAACCUCGACACGAUGCCGACAGGGGUCCCUUUGAGGCAUGGUGGGCCGCCAACAAAGAACUGCCCCUCCAUAGCUCGCUCAUGAUGUACCACAAUGCGGGAUUCCGCGAACGGGCAUAUGUUCUCUGGGACGAGGAUCGUCUGAAGCGAUACAGCUUACUCGGGCUGUUCACUGGAAAUGCACCCGAGUCGGAGCUGGAGCUGGAGGAUACGAUAGAGGAGCAUGAUGUUAUGGAAGCGUCAUUUGAUGCCCGGUCCGAGAUCUACCAGAAGGGCGGCCAAGGAUACUGGAGCAAGGAUGACGAAAAUCGGAUUGUAUGGCCAGAGAUAUCCAGUGGGCACUGA
Sporothrix brasiliensis 5110 is the source of this 480-nucleotide messenger RNA. RefSeq lists its product as uncharacterized. The transcript has a single exon. NCBI's taxonomy places the organism in Eukaryota, Fungi, Ascomycota, Sordariomycetes, Ophiostomatales, Ophiostomataceae. Bases 1 to 480 code for a protein of 159 amino acids. The record is from RefSeq and is a predicted model, not a curated record.